AUGUCUGGAUACUACCCCCCGCCAGGCCACAGUAUCCCGCCCCAAUACUACAACAUCGACCACAACUCCAUUCCCAACAAUAAUAACAACGGCAAUAGCAACAACAACGUUCAGCAUGCCCCGCAGACGAUGAUCCCACAUGGCUCCUAUCCCAUGGCCAUGCCAGACAACCCCUUCCAACCAGGAGCUCCCGGUCCCUUUGUGCAAUACGAAAACAUUGGCCAGCCUAGUUACCCUGAUCAAUAUGAUGAUGCAUCUGGCCCCAUCGGCUCCGUCCAUGCUGCCAACAGCCGCGCGCGUCGCCGACCGGCGCCUGGCGAGCAGGUAAAGCACCGCAGAACACGGAGCGGAUGCUUUACCUGCAGGCAGCGUAGAGUCAAGUGUGACGAAAACCACCCCGUGUGCGAGAGGUGUCAUAAGGGAGGUCGCGAAUGCGUAUAUCCCGACUCACAAUCCAGUCAGAAAUCUACCCGCAGCGGCUCCAAGUCGGCAAAGUCCUCAUCUGCCGACAACAUUUCAUCGCCCGAGGACCGUGAAGAAGAUGCCAAGGAACGUCUGCCUUCCAUAAGGGACGAAGAUGAGGAAGAAGACUACGUCGACUAUGACGACGACGACACGUCAAGAAGCCAAGAAAACCGCGACUCGUCUUACACUCCUGGCUCGUGCCUCGAUCAGAGUGUCUCCCCAUCGACCGAGGCCUCAUCCACUGUCCCGCCCACUGUGCGACCAUCACUGUCCCGGAAAGGAAGUGCGCAACCCGCGAAGCCCGUCCAGGGCUCGACCCGAGAUCUCCAGUUCUAUCUCAACUACUUCCGCAACCACAUGAGUGUCCAUCACUACUCCCUCAAGCGCGACACACGUGGCUGGCUCAAAGGCGAUUUUAUGCAUUGGGUUAUGAAAUUUGAGCCUCUCAAAUACGCCGUUGCAGGAUAUGCCGCAUAUUUCCAUACCCUGUCCCAGCCCGACGGUCGCAUAUCCACAUUCCUCCAGUACUACAACGAGUCGGUCUCGCGCCUGCGGAUGGCGAUUGAGAAGAACAAGAAGCAGGGUCUUGCUACUUUCUUGACCAUAUUGCAACUGGCAAGCAUAGAGGAAAUGCUUGGUGACUGGGUCAACCUGAUGGGCCACCAGAAAGCUGCAUUUGACAUGCUCACACGCCUCUUCACACCACAGAGCAUCACAAAGUCGGAUUUCCUGUCCAAGGUACUUCUUUGGUACAUUCGAUUUGAUCUAUUCGUUGGCUUCCAAUCUGGCGGAGAGGCAACAUUGGGCCGGGAAUGGUACGAGGCUGCCCACGAAUCAUACGUCCAAAAGGUCAAGGAGAACCCAGACGACUUGGGCAUGAAGUACGAAGAGCGCUUUGCGUAUUCCCGGCUGGUAGCAAAGGAUUCCAACGAUCUUUUUGCAAGGACCGGUAAAGGACUGCUCAGUCCUCAGGAAUUCAUGACUCAAUUGCCCGCGCUUCAAGAAAGAAUGGAAUCUUUACCGCAAGGCAUUCCGCAGGUUUUACUGGAUCCAAGCCACAAGGUUCACAGCAUCCCUGGAACCCCAGAUCCAGACGACAUCACCAACCCUUACGAACCAGAUGUCAUUUGGGGCGGGCCAUUGUGGACGACAAAUUUCUUAUACAUGGACAUAUGGGGCCUCCAGUUCAUGUACGCCAUAUCGUCGUCGAUGGCGUUGAAGCAACCCAUAGAUCCCGAGUACAAUAAACUGGCGUUUCGAGCAGUACAGAUGUUUGAAGCCAUGUGCGCUUAUCCAGAUGCGCCUCCAGGCGCCCUACUAGAGGCGCAAGUUAGCUUUGCAAUUGCCGUCUUGUUUCUGCCUAAGGACCAAAAGACCAUGCAGUGGAUUCGUCGGACAUUUACCAAGAUUGAAGCAUCAGGAUACAUCUACUCUGACGUUCUCCGUAACCGUAUGCUUGAAUCCAUGGGGGCCCCGCCAUCAGAUUGGUGGCUUCCCGACGACGAAGGGUGCCCCCCUAUCAUUCGCUCAAUCAAGGACUUUAUCAAAGACCGCACACAGGCGCCAAAAGAUCAAGUUUCCGAGGACUUGCGCGAGAUGCGCGGCAUUUUCAAUUCGCUCACCAUAUCCGACUCGCCGACGUCUGACAAUAUGACGGUCACGAGUGCCGACGGCUUGGGCUCUGCAUACGGCUCUCCAGAUUGGCCAUCGGGCUACGGAAGUGAUCGGAAAUCGUCCAUCGCGGAGAGCUACUCACCUGGCGUACCAAGGCAAUACUCUGUACAGUAA
Molecule: messenger RNA, 2253 nt
Organism: Bipolaris victoriae FI3
Lineage: Eukaryota; Fungi; Ascomycota; Dothideomycetes; Pleosporales; Pleosporaceae
Exons: 5
Coding region: 1-2253 (750 amino acids)
Biological process (GO): positive regulation of transcription by RNA polymerase II
Cellular component (GO): nucleus
Molecular function (GO): zinc ion binding; transcription cis-regulatory region binding; DNA-binding transcription factor activity, RNA polymerase II-specific
Source: RefSeq, a predicted model, not a curated record